ACUCAACAGAACCCUGUAGGUAAUGUGAAGGGGAAUGUAUCGGGCUGCAAACGUGAUUAAUUUAGGAAAUUGUAACACCCACUUACUGCACAUCUUAUUCAUGUGUGGGUCAGAGGCACCAACCCUGAGCUGUUAACCAUCAGAUGUGGGAGGCUGAAGCAGCAGUGCAACCAGGGUGGCCUAAAGCGGAUCCAGAAGGCGGGGUCUCCCUGGAUAGGGAUACUACAAGUGGGUCAAAGUUUUCUACCCAGAUCUUACAGAGCCUGAUACUAUGGAAACCCAUCCCACAAGCAUGGAGGAAACUGAGAAAUCUCUUCAAUCCCAGACCAUUCACACAAGUCACACUACCAGUAUCUUGUGCAUUAGCUCCAGGAGUGAGUCUGUCUGGAUCAAUGCAUCUAGGAAUAAGUGGGAUGUGUAUCACAAGCCCAUUAUUGUAAUGUCUGUUGGAGCAGCUAUUUUCCUUUUUGGUAUGGUAAUCACCAGCUUGUCCUGCAUUGGAAAUGAAAAUCAAAGCAUUUACAAAAUGUGUGGCCCAGCUUUCCUUUCUCUGGGACUAAUGCUUCUAGUAUGUGGCUUAGUCUGGAUCCCUAUCAUUCGGAAGAAACAGAGACAGAGACAGAAGUCACGGUUCCUACAGAGCCUCAAGUCUUUCUUCUCCACCCGCUGAGGACAGUUGAGGUGCAGCAUUUACAGGAAGAAGAAAUGCUUAGCAAAUCCUUUCUUCCCAUUUGGAUUAGCCAUGAGAAUAAAUUAUGGUCUAGUCCUA
Messenger RNA from Alligator mississippiensis (American alligator), 769 nucleotides. RefSeq names its product phosphoinositide interacting regulator of transient receptor potential channels (gene PIRT). Bases 272 to 670 code for a protein of 132 amino acids. Gene Ontology annotation, biological process: phosphatidylinositol-mediated signaling; positive regulation of cation channel activity. The record is from RefSeq and is a predicted model, not a curated record. Gene Ontology annotation, molecular function: transmembrane transporter binding; phosphatidylinositol bisphosphate binding. The transcript has 3 exons. Lineage: Eukaryota; Metazoa; Chordata; Crocodylia; Alligatoridae.